Molecule: messenger RNA, 2573 nt
Organism: Harpegnathos saltator (Jerdon's jumping ant)
Lineage: Eukaryota; Metazoa; Arthropoda; Insecta; Hymenoptera; Formicidae
Product: solute carrier family 26 member 10
Exons: 14
Coding region: 383-2437 (684 amino acids)
Biological process (GO): transmembrane transport
Cellular component (GO): membrane
Source: RefSeq, a predicted model, not a curated record
CGAUAUGGAUAAUAUGUCGCAUCAUGUAUAACGAAUCUUUGAAUUCGUUACGCACAUUAUAUGCCCGUUACGCGAGCAUCCACGCGAGAUAGCGCACGUAUGUGUUGCGGGAAAGAACUGCGUGUAGUGCAUUACGUGUUCGUUUAUCGCCGUGCGCGUUUGCGGCUCGUGAAACUACGCGUGCGUUUAAUUAAUUAUCGAACCGACGAUCGAAUCGGCGCGAACACACGGGGCAGAGUGAAAUUCUAUUAACCGGAUCUCUAAUUCGAUCGUCGAUAUAGUAACACGUUCAUCUUCGCCAAGUUGCCUCGUGUCAAUUCUUUCGUUGCUUCUUCGGCAAAGGCUAUAGAUAAUCGUGUAUCACAACUACUUAAGCGACGACAUGUCAACAAACGGCCCGGAAUUGACAGUCAGACGGCCGGUCUAUCAGCAGGAUGAGCUUAAUCACUUGUAUAAAUAUGUGAAGCCUAAGAGGAUUCUUAGUAAAGAAGUAUCGAGAAGAUGCAAGAAAAUAAAGCCAGUUGCGCUUUUAAAAAAAUCUAUACCUCUGAUCGACUGGAUUUCUUCAUACAACUGGAAGGACAAUAUAUUGGGAGAUAUUGUUGCUGGCAUUACCGUAGCUGUAAUGCAUGUUCCACAAGGUAUGGCUUACGCGAUCUUAGGCAAUGUACCGCCCAUUGUUGGUAUGUACAUGGCUUUCUUCCCAGUGUUGGUAUAUUUCCUCCUCGGCACGUCCAGACAUAACUCGAUGGGUACGUUCGCGCUUGUAUGUAUGAUGACAGGAAAAGUUGUUACCACAUAUAGUUCUGCAGCAGUUUCAAUGAAUAAUACGUCAGUCGAGAAUGGUAUUUUAAUUUCCAACAUAAGCCGUCAAUAUUCACCGAUAGAGGUUGCGACCGCAGUCACAUUCACAGUUGCUAUCAUACAGUUAGGAAUGUACGUGUUACGUUUGGGAGUAAUAUCGUCUCUCCUCGCGGACAGUCUCGUGAGUGGAUUCACGACUGCAGCGGCGAUGCACGUAUUUACAUCACAAAUAAAAGAUCUCCUCGGGCUGAAUAAGCUACCGCGCCGCGGGGGUGCGUUCAAGCUCAUUCUUACUUAUGUAGAUAUUUUUAACAAUUUGGACAAUGUCAAUAUAACUGCUGUGAUAUUGUCCAGUAUCACUAUUAUGGCGCUUAUAUUCAACAACGAAAUUCUCAAGCCAAAGGUGGCCAAGUUUUGUCCCUUCCCGGUACCAAUAGAAAUGCUUGCAGUAGUAAUCGGUACUUUGGUAUCGAUGCAAAUGAAUCUCUCUGAUACUUACAACGUGUUAACGGUCGGCAACAUACCAGUAGGAUUGCCAAUUCCGUCAGUGCCGCCACUAUCUCUUAUACCCAACAUUCUAGUGGACAGCUUCGUGAUUACUAUGGUCGCUUACACAAUAUCGAUGUCAAUGGCACUGAUUUUCGCGCAGAAGAUAGGCUAUGAGGUCGACUCUAAUCAAGAAUUGAUAGCGCAGGGUUUAGGAAACUUGAUAGGCUCUUUUUUCUCCUGUAUGCCCAUUACGGCUUCUUUAUCUAGGUCGUUGAUUCAGCAGACUGUAGGCGGACACACGCAGCUAGCGAGUUUGAUAUCAUGUGGGCUCUUGGUCAGCGUAUUACUGUGGAUUGGCCCAUUCUUUCAACCUUUGCCACGAUGUGUUCUAGCGAGCAUAAUUGUGGUGGCACUGAAAGGGAUGUUGAUGAAAGUCACCGAUUUCAUGAAAUUCUGGAGAUUAGACAAAAUAGAUGCCGGUAUUUGGGCCGUUACUUUUAUAAUUGUCAUACUUUUCGACGUCGAGUACGGGUUAUUCAUCGGCGUGCUUCUCUGCAUUGGAAGGUUACUCGUUCUCGCUAUGCGACCUUACACAUGCAAGCUUGCUCUUGUACCCGAUACUGAGCUUUACUUAGACGCUAAAAGAUACAAAGGGACAGUAGAAAUUCCUGGCAUUAAGAUUUUCCGCUACUCUGGCAGCUUAAAUUUUGCGUGUAGGCAAUACUUUCGUGAAGAAAUAUACAAGAUCGCAGAGUUAAUGCCCCAAAAAGAACUAUAUAGGCGAUUGAAAGCUGCGACUACUGGUUCCGUUGAAACGGAAGAAAUUAAAAAGCUGCGUGUUCUCAUAUUGGACUUCACCGCGUUGUCACAUGUCGACUUGGCAGGAGCGAAUGCAAUAAGAAACAUCAUUGAGGAAUAUUGCAGCAUAGAAGUAUCCGUUUAUAUAGCAGGUUGCUCCGGUCCCGUAUACGAGACUAUGAGAAAGUGCAACCUAACCAACGAAUACAACGAUAGCCCUUUCUUUGCCAUGUUUCCCACCGUUGCUGAUGCUGUACAUUUUGCACGAUCCCACAGCGAAGUGCCGUCGACGCCCGCUACAUGGAGUACUCGCGUCUACGACGAAAACUAUAUCAGUAGACUCUGAAAAUUGCAUAAUGCAAAAGUCUUAGCGAAAUAGUAUUUUCUUGCGCGCAACUAAACUAUUUAACAAUACUAUUUGUCGAACACAUUAUUGCACAGUGAAUCGAAGUCUUAAAAUCAAUAUAAAUAUUGGUUAAAAA